AUGGCUACUCCACAACCAUUGAGCGAUAAUUCGGCCGGUGCCCAACUGGCAUCGCUACCUAUAAUCAACAUCACACCUUACCUUCUCGAUGACCGAUCACCUUCGACUAUCGUUAGGCGAGCCGCCACCUCUGCGGCUAUUCAUAAUGCUUGCCUAGACUUUGGUUUCUUUUAUCUUGACAUUUCAGCCUUUGUUGAUCCACGGGAAACUGAGGAACUCGUCUCAUUAGCAAGAGAAUUCUUCGCUCUACCCCAAGAGGAAAAGGACAGAAUUGCUCUCAAGAACGAAGACAACGCGAGAGGAUACGCAGGGCUAAAAGAGAAUGUGACGAAUGGAAAGGCGGAUAAUCAUGAAGGCCUCGAUUUCUACCGUCCUGUAGAAAAUCCAGAUAAGAGGAAACCGUUAUGGGGGAAUAAUCAAUGGCCCGACGACCCCCGUUUUAAGGAGAAAUACGAGAACUGGGUGGUUAAAAUGCAAAAAUUAGGACUGAUAGUCAUGGAAGCGAUGGCCAUUGGUCUUGGGAUGACUCCAGAAGAACGGCAGGAGUUACGGGGCCUCGUCGACGAAAGUUUCUGGGUAAUGAGAGCCAUAGGAUAUCCUCCUCUCCCUGACGAUCAUGACGGAUUUUCAUGCGGAGCCCACAAGGAUUAUGGAUGUCUAACAUUUUUGUACGCAGAUCGGACACCGAACGCACUCCAGGUUUUCGUGCAUCCUGACGUUGCCAGCGGAGCUGAUGUUUCAGGCCUGCCAGUUGAGCAGGGUAAUGAAGAAGGGCACUGGAUUACCGCAAAUCCUAUUCCUGGAUGUGUGGUGUGUAAUAUCGGUGAAAUGUGGGAGAUAUGGACAGAUGGCCUUUACAAAUCGACCUUGCAUCGCGUUGUCCAUAGAGGCUCUAAUUACCGGUGA
Marasmius oreades (fairy-ring Marasmius) is the source of this 906-nucleotide messenger RNA. RefSeq lists its product as uncharacterized. Gene Ontology annotation, molecular function: dioxygenase activity. The transcript has 7 exons. The record is from RefSeq and is a predicted model, not a curated record. The coding region runs from base 1 to 906 and encodes 301 amino acids. NCBI's taxonomy places the organism in Eukaryota, Fungi, Basidiomycota, Agaricomycetes, Agaricales, Marasmiaceae.